AAUAAUUAAUUAAUAAAAAAGUUAUUAAAAAAUGAAUUUUGUUAAGGGUUACACGUGCAUGAGAAAACACGUGAUCAUUUAUGAAUGGCGAAUAAACAAUAUCAGUUUGUACAUUGAAAAAACUGGCGAUAAUGUUAAGUACAAACUUGAUUUAGAAUCACCAAAUUUUCCGCCAGGUGCUAAUGAAAAAAUAAAAUGGCAUCUGAAACUCAACUCCGAGAAUGAAGAUGCUGAAGACAAGUCUUGGAUCUCGUUAUCUAUACACUAUUCUGCUGCACAAGAAUGGGAAGUGAAAGCUAUGUAUUAUUUGUUUAUCAUAAAUUAUAAGAAUGAACGCGUAAAUGUCACAGAGUUCAGAAAAUGGUUCAGGAAUCGCACUGACAGUUAUACUCAUGCUGAGUUUGUAAAGAAAGAGGACCUGGAAGAAAAGAAACGUGAGCUACUUCCGAAUGAUUCACUGACGAUAGGCAUAGAACUUACGAUCUAUGGUGAUAAUCCCAUGACAUACUCCAACAGCAUCACCCUGAAGGAACCAACUUCGCAUUUUGUUGAAGAUUAUCGGAGACUGUUUGAAACCAAGGAAGGCUGCGACGUUAUUUUAAAGGUUGGAGAUGAGGCUUUUGAAGCUCACAGAACCAUUCUGAUGGCACGCAGCGAAAUGUUUUUCAAGCUGUUUACUCUUGCGACGGAAGAGAAAACUAACACAAGAGAGAUAAUAACGUUGACUGACAUUAAACCUGAAAUAUUCAAAAGCUUUUUGGAGUUCAUCUAUACGGACCAAGUUACCGAAAUUGAUCUUGUUGUUGAAGAGUUGUUGGAAGUCGCUGACAAAUAUCUACUAGAUUCGCUCAAAGAUUUAUGUGCUGAAUCUUUGUUGAAAGUACUAAGAGCCGACAAUGCAAUUCGAGUCCUUUCUUUAGCUGAAAGAUACAAUGUUCCUCAGCUUUCAGAACAUGUUUCCGAAUUUAUUGUUUGCAAUGCUAAGGACGUUAUAAAGACUCCGGAGUUUAAAAGUAUGAAGCAGUCAAACCCUUCUUUAGCGUCGAUUUUAUUCGAGAAAUUUGCGGAUUUGAAAGCUGCUGGAAUUUUUGUAGUUGCUGACUCUGUAAGAGAUGCUGAGUAACUGUGGAUACGCAGGCAGAAGUCGGAG
Messenger RNA from Cotesia glomerata, 1150 nucleotides. Its product is annotated as speckle-type POZ protein-like. Gene Ontology annotation, biological process: regulation of proteolysis; proteasome-mediated ubiquitin-dependent protein catabolic process. The coding region runs from base 32 to 1123 and encodes 363 amino acids. NCBI's taxonomy places the organism in Eukaryota, Metazoa, Arthropoda, Insecta, Hymenoptera, Braconidae. Gene Ontology annotation, molecular function: ubiquitin protein ligase binding. The transcript has 2 exons. The record is from RefSeq and is a predicted model, not a curated record. Gene Ontology annotation, cellular component: cytoplasm.